This is a messenger RNA of Cyprinus carpio (common carp), 2222 nucleotides long. RefSeq names its product EEIG family member 2-like. The record is from RefSeq and is a predicted model, not a curated record. NCBI's taxonomy places the organism in Eukaryota, Metazoa, Chordata, Actinopteri, Cypriniformes, Cyprinidae.
ACACGAAAGCGUUUAAAAAACUCCCGUCCCGCACGCACGCCGACUCUAACAACGCUGAGCGCGUCAAAGCGACAGUGUUUGGGUUCUUCUCCUGAAAUCCCAUUCGUGGAGUAUAACAGCAAAUCUGUCGUCCUUCACAUAUUCGAUCAAUGGCAUUCAUCAUGAUGAAAAAGAAGAGGUUUAAGUUUAAAGUAGACCUGGAGCUGGAGGAGCUGUCAUCUGUCCCAUACGUGAAUGGAGUUCUGUUCUGCAAGGUUCGACUGACGGAGGGAGGCUUUUCAGAUGAGUCCUCAAGAGAGCCAGUUCUGGUGAAUUGUGUUAAAUGGAAGAAAAGAUUCUCCUUUUUAUGCAAGAUGAGUGCUAAUGCAGGUACAGGGGUGUUGGAUCCAUGUGUUUUUCGGGUAUCCGUAAGAAAGGAGCUCAAAGGUGGGAAGACAUUUGCAAAGCUUGGCUUUGCUGAUUUAAACUUGGCUGAGUUUGCUGGUUCAGGAAGCACCACACGGCGUUGUUUAUUGGAGGGGUACAACACCAAAAACACUCGUCAGGACAACUCUAUACUGAAGUUAAUAAUCAGUAUGCAGCUAAUGUCGGGUGACCCCUGCUUUAAAACGCCUCCAUCCACUGCAAUGACCAUUGGUUUUCCCGGAGAAACAGAGACAUCUCUACAUGAGGACAGAAGAGGAGAGACGCAGAAUGCAACUCAUGUCUAUACAGAAAACCCAGGAAAAAGUGGCUUCAGUCAUGGUUCUGUUCCAGAUGAACUGGGAAAGUGUGGCCACUCAAGAACCGCCAGCUACGCCAGCCAGCAGUCCAAGUUUUCCGGCUACAGCACAGGUCACUCGCGCUCCUCCAGCCUGACGGAGUUCUCUCAUAGGAGGAACUUGUCUGUGGGCAGUGCCUCCACUGGGAUUGGCAGCCUACCAGAGCCCAGUGAGGACAGAGAGUCUCGCACACUGGCUUGCACACCUUUACCCCAGCACUUAGCCACACCGUCCCACAGUGGGAUCACAGCCAACAGGCAUCCUGUAAAACAGGACUCGGUUGAGUCUCAGCUAAAGCGAGUGGAUGCUACCAGAGUGGAUGCUGAUGAUAUCAUUGAGACAAUCCUCCAGGGUCAAGACUUCAGCCACAGCAUACUAGACUCUAGUAAUGAAGAAGAGGGUCUGCGACUGUUUGUUGGGCCGGGAGGCAGCACUGCACUGGGCUCUCAGCACACCAGGGUUGGUGCAGGAGCUUUUGAACAGGUGGUUAUAAAACGCUAGACUGAAUGUCCGUGGUGGAAAGUGAUGUAAUAUCCUGUGUAAAACGAGAGGAUUGCAGUUGUCUUCUGUCACAAGCAGCAGUUCUAUGCUGGGCUCCUGACACAUUCAUGGGCUCUAGGAAUUUGUGGAAUCACUGCACCCCCUAGUGAUAGAGCUCUAAAGACAGACAGAAGCUUUGCUUUAGCUCAAAGUAACAGGAAAUACUUGGAUUGGUAUUGUUUUACCAAAAAUAGAUGGUUAUAGUUCUCACAGACAUUUAAAAACAAAUGCUUGGAACCACUGGUGGAACUGAAAAGGCGUGUUACAGAUUAAGGACUAUUUUUAAUAUAGAAUUCAGCUUUUUCAAAUCCACUGACAUGGACUGAUGCACUUUGGAUUGUCUGAUGUUUACUUGGUUGGAUGCUGCUAUUUUGUGGGUGGAAAAAAUCAAGUACCAAUCAUACUAAUUUAACAUAUACCACUGAUUUCAAGUGGACAACGUGAAAUCAUAUUUUGUCAUUUUGUGAGGCCAUAAAUGUAGUGUAAAUGUUACAAAUGUGUUGAUUUAAAAGAAAACUGUAUAAAUAUACAGUAAACAGGUGACAGAUAGUCUGUACCGUAGGUGGCUGUUGCUUCAACACCCGGACGAAGUGACCCUCAAACUAGUGAGUUUUCUAAGAUCCCAGUUUGUGCACCUUUUUGUCAGCAUAAACAAGACUCAACCACAAGUUGCACUGGAAUGGACACUGCAAAUAGCAGACUGUUUGAUAAAAUGGCAUAAUCCAAAUUCUAUUUACAGGCAUUAUUUUUCAAUUAAGGAAAAAUGCAGAAGACCUGAGCCAAUCAGGAUCCAUUUUUUUUUUUUUUUUUUUUUUUGGAAGGGGUUUGUAAAUGAUUGUAUACAAUUUAUUACUUCAAAAAUUUGUUUGAACGAACAUGCCAAUUUUAAAGGCUAAUAAAAGGGCUGUUUAUCAGAUUUCA